UAUUGUCUCGAGCGGCUAAGUUAAGUCCAGAUCGUGUACAAGAUUCGGUUUUUCUCAUUUUUUACCGUUUAAAGAUACGAACUUGGGUCCCAUAUUAUUGCUUAAAGACAAGAACUUUAUGUGCUUCCGCAAGCAUAUAUAUCAAUCUACCCUCUCCAAUCAUUCAUCUACGCCAGCUUGCUACUACUUAAUACGACGUCGUAUUAGUACGUUCCGAAGCUGUGGAUAUAUAUGGCUAUGGUGGUUGUUGUUCCUCUCUCUAGAAGUAGAAACUGAUUCUAUUCUCUUCCUCUCUUUACUGGAAUUUUCUCGACUAAACAAACAGGGUUUGUGAAAAAAGUUGUAAGAAAAUGUUCAGCUUUUCAAAGAGGCGCAUGAAGCUUGGCAGAGUUAAGGUACAGCUCUCGGAUUCUGCUCAAGGCACUAAGAGUCCUUUGCGUGUGACCAAACGCGUUGAUAACUCUACUAAUGAAGCUGCUGCUUUGGCUGCAACUAGUCAUUCUGAUGAACUUGAUUUCCAGCCUUCAUCUGGGAACUCUGAAAACUGGAUGGGCUUGUCUGUUGGUGGAGAUAAACCAGCUCCACGCUUUAAUCAUGCGGCGGCAGCUAUUGGUAACAAAAUGAUAGUAGUUGGUGGUGAAUCUGGUAAUGGCUUGUUGGAUGAUGUUCAGGUGCUGAACUUUGAUUCAUUUACUUGGUCCACGGUGUCUUCAAAAGUGUACUUAUCGCCAAGUAGUCUGCCUCUCAUGAUCCCUUCCUGGAAAGGCCAUUGCUUGGUCUCUUGGGGUAAGAAAGUGCUAUUGGUCGGUGGAAAAACAGAUCCCAGCAGUGAUAGAGUUUCAGUUUGGUCAUUUGAUACUGAAUCCGAAUGCUGGUCACUAAUGGAUGCAAAGGGAGACAUACCGGUCAGCCGCAGUGGUCAUACAGUGGUGAGGGCUAGCUCGGUACUGAUCCUUUUCGGAGGUGAAGAUUCUAAGAAGAGGAAACUAAAUGAUCUUCAUAUGUUUGAUCUCAAAUCAUCUACAUGGCUUCCUCUUAACUGCACAGGAACAAGGCCGUGUGCAAGAUCAAAUCAUGUAGCCACGCUAUUUGAUGACAAAAUUCUGUUUGUGUUUGGAGGUUCUGGCAAGAACAAAACACUUAGUGACUUAUACUCACUCGACUUUGAAACCAUGGUAUGGUCAAGAAUUAAGAUUAGAGGGUUUCACCCGUCCCCAAGAGCUGGCAGUUGUGGAGUUCUUUGCGGUAAUAAGUGGUAUAUAACCGGAGGUGGAAGCAGAAAGAAGAGACAUGCAGAGACAUUAGUCUUUGAUAUUCUAAAGGUCGAGUGGUCUGUGGCAAGCAUCUCCUCUCAAUCUUCCAUCACAGCUAAUAAGGGAUUUAGUCUAGUUCUUCUGCAACACAAGGAUAAAGACUUCCUUGUAGCUUUCGGAGGAACUAAAAAAGACCCUUCAAACCAGGUGGAGGUUUUUACCAUCGACAAGAACAAGAGUGAAUCACCAACAACACACCAUCAAACAACUUCCAAGAAGAACACUGGCCGGUUACUGUUUGGGAAACGAUCUUCUUCCUCGGCUGUUUUAACCGUUGAUGAAUCUGUCAAGGCCUCUUCUCAGAGGCUGAUUGAUUCCGUUGCCAGACAGAAACUUGCUUCUGCCAUUGAGGAGCACGGUGGCUCCGGCAGAAGGUCUUUAUCAGAGAUUGCUUUCGCUGAUCAUCGUACUCCAUCUUCUGGAAACGUCUCUUUGCGCAAACAGUUCAGCACAGAGGAAGAGUACAGAGCAGUAGUUGAACCACCUGCAAAGUCCUCAGAAGAAGAAAAGAUUACAGAUGAAGACAAUGGAGGUGGAGCAAAGAUCGCAGCAGAGAAAACACCCUCUACUGUCUAUGACCGUGAACUCCACAAGCAAACCUCUGAAUCGUUUCCUUUUGCACACAUUGAUGAUGCAUUGAUAUUCCCUGAAAUGGAUAAUGCUGCCACUUUAGCAUCAUCAUCGAGCGUGUACCAGUUCCACGAGGCGAAAAUGACGGCUCUCAUAAGAAGAAAUGGGAUUCUUGAAGGGCAGUUAGAAGCAGCGUUGGCCGGAAGAGAAGCGGCUGAGAGAAAUGUGUCGGUUGCGUUGAGGAGCAAACAAGAGAGUGAUAAGAAGCUCUCUGACGCCUUGAGAGAUGUGGAGUUGCUUAAGGAGAAGCUCACCGGGUUAGAGCUCGCACAAGAUGAAGCUAAUAGUUUGUCAAACAUGGUUCACUCUGACAAUGUCAGGCUCGAGCAUGAUGUAGCGUUCCUAAGAGCUGUCCUAGACGAUACACAGAAGGAGUUGCAGUCUACAAGAGGUGUUCUUGCAGGAGAAAGAGCAAGAGCGUUUCAGUUGCAGGUUGAAGUGUUUCAUCUGAAGCAAAGGUUACAAUCUCUGGAGAACAGAGCUGCUACACCAAGAAAGCCUUUCCAUGUCUAAACAAAGACCUGUUAACUAGAGAUAAGACAAGAACCUUUAAGACUUGCAAUUUGUAAUAUUCUCAAGACAAGAAUGAAAACCAUUUCUCUAUGUUUUGUGGAUUAAUGUAAAAAGAAAUUCAGAAAUCUCAAUAAUCUAAUCAGAUUCCAAGCA
Brassica napus (rape) is the source of this 2609-nucleotide messenger RNA. RefSeq names its product acyl-CoA-binding domain-containing protein 6-like. The record is from RefSeq and is a predicted model, not a curated record. Lineage: Eukaryota; Viridiplantae; Streptophyta; Magnoliopsida; Brassicales; Brassicaceae. Gene Ontology annotation, molecular function: protein binding. Bases 351 to 2456 code for a protein of 701 amino acids. The transcript has 16 exons.